UUUGGGGUCGCUACACCCCAAAUCACUCACCUCCACACAAUUAGUAUGUAGUCGGAGAUUUUUCCUUCUCUCAUCAUCAUUAUUUGAAAAACGAAACAGAGCCACGGGAAGCAUUCCUCUCAUCUUUAUCUAUCUUUCUUUUACUUCUCAACUCUAAACACUAGAUUUGCUUGACUCCUUCGUGCUCUCUUCUAUCGCAUAAACUAUGCACAAGAAUCAACUCCUCCUCCUCCUCCUUUUUCUACAUCGAUCUUUUAGCAUCGCCAUCGAAAAUAAUCGGUGCACCACCUCUUGCAGCAAGGUCGCGAACAUAAGCUACUCGUUUUGGCUGAGGGGCGACCCCAAGAGCUGCGGUAACCACAAAUAUGAGCUAGCAUGUGUAAAUAAUCGCACUGUUUUGGAUUUGUACUCGAGCCAGUACUAUGUACGGCACAUUGACUAUACCAACUUCACCAUUAGGAUCGCCGAUGUCGGGCUACCAAAGGGCAAUUGCUCAUCUCUUCCUCUCCGCUCUUUGUCGUGCCCCAACUUCCGGUACAAACCGCAUUGCUAUGAAUGUGGGCCAUACACGUGCAUAAGUCCAAAGUUAUCCAAGACCAUGGCGAUCGUGGACUGCACUAAGGCUGUUGAUUCUCGAUUUAACAUCGACGCUUCCUCGUGCCUUGAUGGGAUCAAAUUUUUGGAUUUCUCUAGUACGAGAAGGCGAGUAUAUGCCAUGGUCGAUGCGAAUGUCUCGUAUGUGGAAAUUUCAUGCACUGUAGAGCUUAUGGCCAUGAUACCAGGUUGGGUUGAUGGUAACAAUCUUCGUUCCUAUGCGCAAAUUCAUGAUCUGAUGGUUUAUGGGUUUGAGCUUUCCCGGCUUCCAGUUGCUUGCAAGAUUUAUGGCCAACAUUACUAUGAUUGCGACAUCAACAAAAAGGGCCAAAUUCACUGCAGACACGAGAAAGGAAAAAUUAUCGAUUACCUCCUCAUUAUCGGCUUGGCUAUGGGGACGAUCUCGUUAUAUGGCAUCGUGCCAUUCAUGGUUGUGAAAUUUAUCUUGGGAACCCCAUGCGUGAUGAUGUUGCUAAUAUGCAAAUGGAGGAGAAGACACUUAGCAAUGGAUCGAAACAUUGAAGAAUUUUUGCAAUCUAACAAUAACUUCUUGCCGAUAAGGUACUCUUAUUCGGACAUCAAGAAAAUCACGAGUGAUCUAAAGGACAAACUAGGCGAGGGAGGGGACGGUUCCGUGUUCAAAGGAAGACUUCGGAGUGGCCGUGAGGUGACAGUGAAGAUUCUAAAGAAGGGGAAUUCAGACGGGCAGGACUUCAUCAGUGAAAGCUACAAUCGGAAGAAUUCGUCAUGUUAAUGUGGUUGGACUCAUUGGUUUUUGCUUUGAUGGCUCCAAACAAGCUCUUGUCGAUGAUUUCAUGGGCAAUGGGUCUUUGGAUAAGCACAUCUUUACACGAGGACAAGGGACUUCUCUUGAUUGCAAAGAAGUGUACGAGAUUGCUCUUGGAGUGGCUAGAGGGAUUGAGUAUCUUCAUCGAGGUUGCGACAUGCAAAUUCUACACUUUGAUAUUAAACAUCACAACAUUCUUCUUGAUAGGGAUUUCACCCCAAAAAUUUCCGACUUUGGGCUCGCGAGAUUGUAUCCCACGGACUACAACACCGUGUCUCUAACUGCUGCGAGAGGAACCUUGAGAUACAUGGCUCCGGAGUUAGUCUACAGGAACCUCAGGGGCAUCUCUUACAAAGCUGAUGUCCACAAUGUUAGGAAAUUGUCGAUGGAAAUGGCCAGUAGAAGGAAGAAUCUAGAUGCAUAGGCAGAGCAUUCAAGCCCGAUUUACUUUUCUUUAUGGGUUCAUGAUCAACUUUAUGAAGUAUUGGAUGUUCCAGUGGAAACAAGUUAGAGAGGAGGAUAGGAGAAUAGUAAUGACAUGAUACUAGUUGCUUUUUGGUGCAUUCAAUUGAAUCCAAGUGAUUGCCCUUCAAUGUGCAAAGUUCUGGAAAUGCUAGAAGGAGAAGUAGUUGAUCUACAAAUACUCCCAAGCCACUUUUUUAUCCGGCAGAAAUGUCAACAAGGGAUGGUGGAACUUGAACUAA
Syzygium oleosum is the source of this 2085-nucleotide messenger RNA. RefSeq names its product LEAF RUST 10 DISEASE-RESISTANCE LOCUS RECEPTOR-LIKE PROTEIN KINASE-like 2.5. NCBI's taxonomy places the organism in Eukaryota, Viridiplantae, Streptophyta, Magnoliopsida, Myrtales, Myrtaceae. The transcript is spliced from 5 exons. The coding region runs from base 206 to 1348 and encodes 380 amino acids. Gene Ontology annotation, biological process: phosphorylation. The record is from RefSeq and is a predicted model, not a curated record. Gene Ontology annotation, molecular function: polysaccharide binding; protein kinase activity.